GUUGUUUCCCCCCUUCGCAAAGCUAUACGUAGGACACACACAAUGCAUACGCAUCGGGCGCCCUCGCUCUGAGAAGUCACUUCCUCUUCUACCCCCUCUCUCCUGAAAGAAGAACGAAAGAAUGAUCCGAUUCGUUCGCGCGUGUCGCUCCAAAAAAGGAAGCCUUUUCGCAACCAGUGUGAGGCUGUUAAAACGUGUUAAAGUUAGCCCCCUAAAGGAUGGGGUUAUUAAAAAAAAAAUUGGGGAGGCACAGGGGAAGGUGACUGUGGAUGAUGCCCUGCAGUACUUCACCAAGGCGGAGCUCUUUUUUCUCUUCUUCUUUCCGUUCACUUGUGUAUCUGCCUAUGUGGUCGCCAUGUGGACCCUCUUCAAAGCAAACCCGUCAUCGUGGCGGAGAAGAAGUUCGAGUAGCCCCCAGGCGGUGCGCCGCUUUACCGCUCACCGCUUUACCUCUUACCGCUCACCGCUCACCGCUCACCGCUCACCGCUCACCGCUCACGGCCCCCCCAAGUGUUUAUUUUUGCGGAGCGCGGCCUCGAUCCGCUCUGCGCGCCUGUAGAGCUCCACGACGUUGAGCGACUUUACAAACCGGAGGAGCGGGGCGAUCUGCAUCCCCUCCAAGU
Plasmodium vivax (malaria parasite P. vivax) is the source of this 623-nucleotide messenger RNA. RefSeq lists its product as hypothetical. Lineage: Eukaryota; Apicomplexa; Aconoidasida; Haemosporida; Plasmodiidae. The record is from RefSeq and is a predicted model, not a curated record. Bases 122 to 559 code for a protein of 145 amino acids. The transcript is spliced from 2 exons.